CUCCCGGGUUCCCCCCAGCCGCCCCGGGCGCCACCCGGGUGUUGGCUCCGCGGACCGGGCGGGUGGCGGCGGGCGGUGUUUUCGGGCCGGCUCCGGCUCCGGCUCCAUCUUGGGCCGCUGCGCCGGGCACCUGUGGCGGCCACAGGAGGAGCGCUUCCGCCGGCCUGCGCGGCCCCGGGCAGGAGAGUAGGCAGCCAUGAGCACCAGCCGCCCUGACCAGGGUGCCCGGCCGCCCCGGAGCCCCUUCCCGCAGCCCCUGUCCCGGAGCUCUUCCAGCCUGUUGGGUGAAGGCCAGGGGCAGAGACCAGAGCUCCGCAAGAGUGCCAGCAGCACCGUAUGGCAGGCCCAGCUGGGUGAGGCUGACACCGGUCCACGUGUCCCCGAGGAAGAGGAGCAGCCCGCUAAGAGCCCGGAGCAGACACAGGCCUCCAGCCCCCGGCCCCGGCCCCGUGCUGCAGGCCACUGGCGGAGCAGCACUGUGGGCAAUGUGUCCACAGUGGGUGGUGGUGAGCUGGGUCGCCUGCGGGCCCCUGGUGCCGCUGCCAUGCAGAGGAGCCACUCGGACCUGGUCCGGAGCACCCAGACCCGUGGCCACAGUGGCACCCAUAAGGCCAGCCUCAGCUGCUCAGCCCUUGGCAGUUCACCUGUGCACAGGGCUCGGCUGCAGCCCUGUAGUACCUCUGGCCACGGGGGCCAGGCCCCUGUGGGCCUAGAAGGGGACCUGGCUCCAGAGGAAGGGACGUCGAACUCAGCCUGGACACUGGAGGAGCGUCAGGUGUGGGUGGGGCCUCUAGACCCGGGAGAGACCCCCACCCACAGCAGCAGCCCCCAGGCAGAGCCCAAAGCUGCUGGGCAGCCAGCCACCACCUCCUGCCAUGCCCUGUCACCAGGAACUCUACUUUGUGGUAUGAGGGAGAUGGGGAACGGUGGCUGCUGCCAUGCCCUUCCAGCCCCAGGGAUCCUGGCCUUUCCCAAACUAGUGGCAUCGGUGAGUGAGUCUGGGCUGCAGGCUCAACAUGGGGUGAAGUUCCAGUGCAGGUUGCCUGGGGGGCUCCCUGGGCAUUCCCACUGCUGUGCCCACCCUAGGGGUCCCACCAGCUUAGCCAUGGAGCCUGGCACCAGGACCAAGGAUGUGUGGACCAUGACCUCAGCCAGUGACUUGGCCCCCGUGCUGGCGUCCUCUCUGUCUGCCCAGGAUGCUGGUGUGCAGGCAGCCCCUGUGGCAGUCUGCAAGGCUGUGGCCACCAGCCCGCCUCUGGAAGCCCCCAUGGCCCUGCACACAUUCCCAGAGGUAACCCUGGGGUCCAGCCUGGAGGAGGCGCCAUCCCCUGUGCGGGAUGUGCGAUGGGAUGCUGAGGGCAUGACCUGGGAGGUGUAUGGAGCUGCAGUGGACCCUGAGGUGCUCGGUGUGGCCAUCCAGAAGCAUCUGGAGAUGCAGUUUGAGCAGCUGCAGCGGGCGCCCACCAGCGAAGACAGCCUGUCCGCAGAGGGCCGGAGGGGGCCACUGCGCGCUGUCAUGCAGUCCCUGCGGCGCCCCAGCUGCUGCGGCUGCUCCAGCGCAGCUCCCGAGUGAGGAGCUGUGACCCUCAGAGCUAUCCUGAGCCCGUGGACUCAGCCCCAGGCCCGGGACAGUGCCCCGUGCUCCUUGGACCUGCUGGCAGCCAUGGACACAUCUCUGCCGUUGGCUGACCCCAGAGCACAGGACUGCAGCCUAGGGGCUUCCUCCUCCUCGCAGCUGGGCUGGUUUUUAAGGGCUUGAUUCCCAAGAGCCAUGUCUCUGCACACCCAGGCUCUGAACUUGGGGACAGACUUUCAGCACUGUGCAUAAGGGAGAUCCUGAUUUUUCUGUAAAAAUAGUUGGCGUUCUGUUUAGUCUCUUCUCAGAACUCUUCCAUGAGUUCCCCUAGGACUCUUGGUGGCUUUAUUUUAAAGCAGGGCUGCGAGAUAACCAAUUCCUGCUGUGAAAGGUGGGGCCCCAUAUGACAAGGACUGGCUGGGUCUUUGGGGAAGGCCACCAACACUGUUGAAGACCUCCUAUGUGCCACACACUGUGCUUGUCACCUUCCCUUGUUGAGUUUUCGCCCACUUGCCCCAUUUUAUGGGUGAAACCACAGGUAUUUGUCAAGGCAAUGGCUGACAUGCCCCGUUGGACUGCUGGAGGUGGUGGCUGGGAUUCAGGGCCAGGCCAGCCCAGCCAAAGCCUGAGCUGCUUCCCCAGAGCAUGCGGUGGUCAGUGCAGUGCAGUCAUGAACCACAAGAAUUUACUGAGUUCAUAUCCUGUGCCAGGCUCUUUGGAAUCCUCGUGGAAUGAGACGGGCUGUCUGCACCCUUGCUGGUUGACAGGGUGUGAGAGGUGGGGUAUACAUCCGUACCAGGGCACCGGGCAUCCCAGAAGGGCCUGGGGCUGCUGCUAAGAGCCAGCUCCCUUGUUGGUCACUGGGUCAGGGGCUGGCCUCAGGAAGGGGAGAAAAGGUGGCCACUGGCCCCCAAAUACGUUGCAGUGCCCGAAAUGGUGCCAUUAUCACCUCAUUCCUUUGGCUUAAGGAUUUAUUCCCAGCCAAUGCGGUUCUUGGGAGGAGGGAAGGCAGAAACGGAUGGGAAAAGGCAAGAAGCCUGGU
Messenger RNA from Suricata suricatta (meerkat), 2618 nucleotides. RefSeq names its product G protein regulated inducer of neurite outgrowth 2 (gene GPRIN2). The transcript has 2 exons. Lineage: Eukaryota; Metazoa; Chordata; Mammalia; Carnivora; Herpestidae. Gene Ontology annotation, biological process: neuron projection development. The coding region runs from base 197 to 1573 and encodes 458 amino acids. The record is from RefSeq and is a predicted model, not a curated record. Gene Ontology annotation, cellular component: plasma membrane.